This is a messenger RNA of Caenorhabditis elegans, 618 nucleotides long. It is a transcript of the gene C14E2.3, whose product is annotated as Vegetative cell wall protein gp1-like. The record is from RefSeq and is marked reviewed. The coding region runs from base 1 to 618 and encodes 205 amino acids. The transcript has 4 exons. NCBI's taxonomy places the organism in Eukaryota, Metazoa, Nematoda, Chromadorea, Rhabditida, Rhabditidae.
AUGUUUUUCUUUCAAGGUCAAUGCCACUCCCAGCCAAAUCCGGCCAUCUGCGAGAGCUGUCGAAUUAACACGAGCCCCAUUCUCCAUACUCCAUUCGACUGCAAUCAGGAUCCACGAAAGAAGCAGAUCAGAGUGAUCGUUCCAACAAGAAUUGCCCCGCCGCCUCCAAUCAAAGAAGCCAGUUGUCCCAAUCUGCCACAAAUUCGGAUUCACGAUCCACUGGUCUUCUCGGUCAUCAGUGAGCAGACUGAACAAGCUUCUACUUUUCCAACCGAUAUCCCAGCUGCAGAAACUGCUCCAAGCCAGAAAUUGAAUUCCGAAUGCGGCAUUGAGAAGAAGCAGCCAACAGUCACAGCUCCGGUCACAAUAGAUUCUAGCUCAACUGCCGAGCAAGAGCCACCACAGAAAACCCAAUCGACUUCUGUCUUGCCAAAUGUUAGCCCAUUUCCAACGCCUCCCCCGGUGCCGCCAAAGCCGACACAUUUGAUGGCCAGAAUGGAUAGUCAGUGCUCCGGCCAACAGGCAAAGACAUCAUCGAAGGCCGAAAACCCGGUAUCCUCGGCUAAGCCGGAUGAAGUUUUCCAACAAAUGCCAGUUUCCGGCAGCUUUUCUAUUUAA